This is a messenger RNA of Impatiens glandulifera, 2199 nucleotides long. RefSeq names its product prostaglandin reductase-3-like. Gene Ontology annotation, cellular component: mitochondrion. NCBI's taxonomy places the organism in Eukaryota, Viridiplantae, Streptophyta, Magnoliopsida, Ericales, Balsaminaceae. Bases 133 to 2037 code for a protein of 634 amino acids. The record is from RefSeq and is a predicted model, not a curated record. Gene Ontology annotation, molecular function: zinc ion binding; oxidoreductase activity. The transcript has 18 exons.
AUGACGAAGGCGAUGACGAAGACAAUCAGAAGUGAAGACGCAUGUAACCCAGAUCAAAUCCUACCAUUCUCAACCAAAAAGCUUUUAUAAACAAUCUCAAAAACCCUAAACAGUAAACACCGACACCCAUACAUGGAGCUCAAACCAGGCCUGUCAGCUCUCGUCACAGGCGGUGGUAAUGGAAUUGGGAAAGCUCUCAGCUUGGCUUUAGCAAAGAAAGGCAUAUUUGUCACUGUUGUCGAUUUCUCCGAGGAGAAGGGAAAGGAAGUAGCAUCCCUUGUUGAAAAGGAGAAUGCAAAGUUUCAUUCAGAUUUGCCAUUUAAAUCUGCUUUAUUUAUCAAAUGCGAUGUCACAGAUUCUGGAAAACUGUCACAUGCUUUUAAAAAGCAUUUCGAAACAUAUGGGGGACUGGAUAUUUGUGUUAAUAGUGCUGGUGUUACAACUCCUCCUGUGCCUUUCCAUGAAGAUCAACCUGGUAGUACUAAUCCAUGGAUAAAAACUAUCAAUGUGAAUCUCAUUGCUGUUAUUGACAGCACUCGCCUCGCGAUACAAACCAUGCGUGCUGCUCAAAAGCCUGGUGUUAUCAUAAAUUUGGGUUCUGCCGCUGGUCUUUAUCCAAUGUUAGGCGAUCCUAUCUACUCUGGAUCCAAAGGUGGUGUUGUCAUGUUCACUAGGUCACUUACUUUACUCAAGCGGGAAGGUAUUCGUGCCAACGUGCUUUGCCCUGAGUUUGUUCAAACGGAAUUAGCAUCAGUAGUGGCUUCUAAUAUUGAUCAAAUGGGUGGAUGGGUGCCAAUGGAAGCAGUAGUUAAAGGUGCGUUUGAGCUCAUUAGCGACGAGAGCAAAGCCGGAGCAUGUAUGUGGAUUACAAAUCGUAGGGGACAGGAGUAUUGGCCUACCGAUAUGGAAGAAGCAAAAUAUAGAUUGGCUUCUUCUAAAUUUAGAAGACAGACUUCAGUUCUCUCUCAAGUGAAUCUUCAUUUGCCUAAGAGCUUUGAGAAAGUAGUUGUUCAUACACUGAGUCACAAUUUUCGUAGUGCUACCAAAAUAGUGCGAACGCCCCUUUCGUUACCAAUCAAACCUGGGCAUGUUCUUGUCAAAGUCAUUUAUGCUGGUGUAAAUGCUAGUGAUGUUAAUUUUAGCUCAGGUCGUUAUUUUAGUGGCAGUAAAAAUGACUUGGCUUCGACUCUUCCCUUUGAUGCCGGCUUUGAGGCUGUGGGGAUAAUUGCUGCUAUUGGAGAAUCUGUCAAUAAUUUGAAAGUUGGGACUCCGGCUGCCCUUAUGACAUUUGGAGGCUAUGCUGAAUUUACUUUGGUUAAUGCGAGACACAUUCUUCCUGUGGCAAGACCAGACCCUGAAGUUGUUGCAAUGCUCACUUCCGGACUAACAGCGUCAAUUGCUCUUGAAAAAGCAGCAAAUAUGGAAUCUGGAAAGGUUGUCCUUGUAACUGCUGCUGCUGGAGGAACAGGACAGUUUGCAGUCCAGCUCGCAAAAUUAGCUGGAAAUAAAGUUGUUGCAACUUGUGGAGGCAAAGAAAAGGCCAAGGCUUUGACAGAUUUGGGAGUAGAUCGUGUUAUAGAUUAUAAAGCAGAGGAUAUCAAAACUGUUCUUAAAAAUGAGUAUCCUAAAGGUGUCGAUAUCGUGUAUGAAUCAGUAGGCGGUCAGAUGUUUGAUCUAUGUUUAAACGCAUUGGCUAUUUAUGGAAAGAUGAUCGUUAUAGGAAUGAUUUCUCAGUAUCAAGGUGAACAUGGUUGGAAGCCUUUGAAUUAUACUGGCCUCUGUGAGAAGUUAUUAGCCAAGAGUCAAACUGUGGCUGGUUUUUUCCUGGUACAGUAUAGUAAUCUCUGGCAGCAGCAUCUUGACAAACUUUUUCUGCUUUACUCGCUUGGCAAACUCAAGGUUUCGCUAGAUCCAAAAAACUUUGUAGGCUUGAGUUCUGUUGCAGAUGCAGUCGAAUAUCUUCAUUCUGGGAAAAGUGUUGGAAAGGUUGUGGUUUGCAUAGACCCAUCUUUCAGUCAGCAGGUGGCUAAAUUAUGAGGAUAUGGUAAACAAGAAUAACCCAUCUUUCAGUCAUCAUGUGGCUAAAUUAUGAGGAUAUGGUAAAAAUAUAAUAAAUGGCAUGUUUCUUCCAAUAACUGUUUUGCAUGAAAUUUGUAACAUUUAAGUGAAGUGAGAAAUCAUUUGAAAUUGUUUACUCUA